UUUUUUUUUUCAUUCUUUUCUUGUCUUUUUUGAUUAUUCUCGAUUUUUUUUACAAUAAAUAGACAGGAAUAGAAAGCAAUCUUUUUUAUACCGGCCUUGUUUCUUUUACUGUAUUUCUUUCAUUCUUUACCAUUGUUUAACUUUUAACGCACGUUUUCAAUCAAUAAUACAAAGGAAAACUACAGAUAAUUCAAAUCGCUUCUUUUCAUUAACCCUUCAAUGCCAAUGUCGCAAACGGACACAGCGUCUACCAUUCAGCCAAGUUUAGAUGAAACAAAAACUGGCAAUUCAACUCUCAUUACCAACAGCACAACAAAUAACCCGGCCGAUUCUAUUUUGAAACAAUCUCAACCACCAUCAGUAAUAAAGAAAAAAGAAGACAUCACAACUCGUAGCAGCUCAAGCAAUAACAACUCAAAAAUGAAGAAAGAAAAAGGGAAGAAGCAAAUCGAUUCAGAACGUGAAAAAUCUACUCGUUCAUCUACUAAAGCAGGUGCAGGUAACCAUAAUGCGAACAAAAAACAAAAGGCAGCUUCAACCACGUCAACUCCCAGCAGUAAGCGCUCAUUAAAGCAAUUUACAAGGAAAAGUGGAGGCUUUCUAUCGUUACUACUGUGCUGCACCGUGGGUGGAGCAAGCCAUUUUUUGGACAACAGUGAUAAAUCAUCAAUGAAUCACCAUAAGAACACCAAUAAAUCAUCGUCGUCCCUCACUUCUUCUAUUACUUCCUCUAUAACAAAACGAAAGAAUAACAAUCAACAACAACAACAAGUGAUACCAGUACAGAUUGAAAAACAGCAGCAACAAGGACAAUCAGUUCAUGCCACCAACAACGAAGAACCCAUUGAAGAAAAAGAAGAAAAAGUCAAAGAGCAACCUUCGCCUCAAGACGAUCAAAUUAUACCUCCACCGCCCAUUAUCACCAGCCCCGCAGAACUGAAUAAAUUGAAUACAGCUAAUCAGCAAGCUCAAUCUACGGCAGAAGAAAGUCAGGUAUCAACGUCUUCAUCCACGAAUAGCCCUUCAAGCCCUCCUCUUCCACAAUCUUCUACUUCACCCGGACCGGUUGUUUGGCUACUACCUCCAUUAGCUAAUGAAGACAAGGAAAGGAAAUGUCUCGUGCUUGACUUGGACGAAACGCUCGUCCAUAGCUCUUUUAAAAUCAUCCCAAAUCCCGAUUUUAUUGUACCAGUAGAGAUUGAUAAUCAAUAUCAUAAUGUUUAUGUAUUAAAACGCCCUGGCGUGGAUGAAUUUAUGCGCAAAAUGGGCGAGAAGUACGAAAUCGUUGUAUUCACUGCCAGUCUCGCUAAAUACGCCGAUCCUGUCCUCGAUAUGUUAGAUAUUCAUCGAGUUGUAAAACAUCGGUUAUUUAGAGAAUCGUGUUUCAAUCACAAAGGAACCUACGUUAAGGAUCUUUCACAAUUGGGAAGAGAUCUGGCUUCGACUUUAAUCUUGGAUAAUUCACCUGCAAGCUAUAUAUUCCACACAUCAAAUGCUGUGCCAGUGUCAACCUGGUUCAAUGAUCCACAUGACACCGAAUUAACUGAUCUGGUUGCCUUUUUAGAAGAUUUAACAGUCGUAGAGAACGUGCAACUUGUAUUGGACAACUCCAUUGAUCCCACCGCCACAUCCACGAGCAGUAGUGGCAACCUUGUGCCCUCUACUGCUUAAGAAUAAGUUAUUUCCCCUCGUUAAAUUAUUACCAUUUAAUACUCUUUAUUAUACUUCUUAAAAUAAUUCCACAGCAACAAACAACAUUACUAUCUUUGUUUCCACCCAAUUACAUGCUCAAAUUACCAGAAUUUAUGCCUUUGAAAUAGCCAUUCCUUCGUCAUAUCAUUCAUUCUUGUUCGAAUACAACUCAAAAUAGAUAGUAGCAUACCCCACCCCUCGCACUUAAUGAUUGCCUUUCUACCACCUAUCAUCUCUUUUUUUACAAGUUUGAUUUUUUUUUUCUUUUUUGUAUUUAAUGAUAUUAUUCAAUAAAAAGAAAACCUUUAAUCACUCAAAACAUGGCCAAUAAAACAAUUAUACCAUGUUGUGCUGUCUUUUUAUCGAAAAUCGCUAUGGUCGCACAGCUAUUUUAAA
This is a messenger RNA of Mycotypha africana, 2088 nucleotides long. RefSeq names its product HAD-like domain-containing protein. Lineage: Eukaryota; Fungi; Mucoromycota; Mucoromycetes; Mucorales; Mycotyphaceae. The transcript is spliced from 7 exons. The record is from RefSeq and is a predicted model, not a curated record. Gene Ontology annotation, molecular function: phosphoprotein phosphatase activity. Gene Ontology annotation, cellular component: plasma membrane. Bases 220 to 1671 code for a protein of 483 amino acids.